AUGGCAUCUGCUCUCUUCUUCCUCGACCUCAAGGGCAAAACCCUUCUGGCCAGAAAUUAUCGAGGAGACAUUCCCAUGUCUGCGGUGGAAAAGUUUCCAAUACUCCUCAGUGAAGCAGAAGAAGAGAGUUCUGCUGUCCCACCAUGUUUCUCCGACGAGGGAAUCAAUUACCUCUACAUCCGACACAAUAACCUCUAUCUCCUCGCUCUUACCAAACGAAAUACAAAUGCCGCCGAGAUCCUCCUCUUUCUCCACAAACUCGUCGAGGUCUUUACCGAAUACUUCAAGGAGCUGGAAGAGGAAUCAAUAAGAGACAAUUUUGUGGUCAUAUACGAGUUGCUGGACGAGAUGAUGGAUUUUGGCUACCCACAGACGACCGAAUCCAAAAUUCUGCAGGAAUACAUUACCCAGGAAUCGCAUAAACUGGAAAUCGCUCGGCCGCCAAUUGCAGUCACAAACGCUGUCUCCUGGAGAUCGGAAGGUAUUCGAUAUCGGAAAAACGAGGUCUUCUUGGAUGUAGUGGAAUCACUCAACCUGUUGGUUUCUUCGACUGGAAAUGUGCUUCGUUCCGAAAUUUUAGGCGCAGUCAAGAUGAAGUGCUAUCUUUCUGGUAUGCCUGAACUGCGACUUGGACUGAACGACAAGGUGAUGUUUGAAACGACGGGAAGAGCGACUCGCGGGAAGGCAAUCGAGAUGGAGGAUGUCAAAUUCCAUCAAUGCGUUCGACUUUCGCGAUUCGAAAACGACCGAACAAUCUCAUUCAUCCCACCAGACGGAGAAUUCGAAUUGAUGUCAUACAGAUUGAACACACAGGUCAAACCGCUCAUUUGGGUGGAAUGUAUCGUGGAAUCACAUUCUGGGAGCAGGAUUGAAUACAUGUUAAAAGCAAAGGCACAAUUCAAGAGGAGGAGUACAGCCAACAAUGUUGAGAUUAUCGUCCCGGUACCUGAAGAUGCGGAUUCUCCUAGGUUUCGUACGAAUAUUGGAAGUGUACAUUAUGCGCCCGAGAAAAGCGCGAUUGUCUGGAAGAUCAAGCAGUUUGGUGGUAGCAAGGAGUUUUUGAUGAGAGCGGAAUUGGGAUUGCCUAGUGUCAAGGGUGAUGAUGAACAUGGCGGUGGUAUGACGGGUGGAUUUGGUGGAAGUAUGGGUGGUGUUGGCUCAAAAGGCGCCAAGAGACCUAUCAGUGUGAAGUUUGAGAUUCCAUAUUUCACGACGAGUGGUAUUCAGGUGCGGUACUUGAAAAUUAUCGAGCCAAAGUUACAAUAUCCAUCAUUACCUUGGGUUCGGUAUAUCACACAAUCGGGAGACAUCGCGGUCAGACUUCCCGACGUCAGUUAG
Molecule: messenger RNA, 1338 nt
Organism: Glarea lozoyensis ATCC 20868
Lineage: Eukaryota; Fungi; Ascomycota; Leotiomycetes; Helotiales; Helotiaceae
Product: Second of Mu2 adaptin subunit (ap50) of ap2 adaptor
Exons: 4
Coding region: 1-1338 (445 amino acids)
Biological process (GO): vesicle-mediated transport; intracellular protein transport
Cellular component (GO): clathrin-coated vesicle; clathrin adaptor complex
Molecular function (GO): clathrin-cargo adaptor activity
Source: RefSeq, a predicted model, not a curated record